GCGGAAGUGGAUGUUGGAAGGCGCGGGUUUCCGGUUGUCCGCGGAGAGCGGAGCGAGAGAGAGAGAGAGAACGAGAGGGGGGACAGGAGAGGAGCGGCGGGCCGAAGGGACGGCGGAGUGUUGCCAGGUCCACGUCAUAACUUCUUUCGGAACUGGACAGAGUAAAAUUCCAGCUUGUCACCAUUGUGAGUUCCAAAUCCCACAGCCAUGACGAAGCGAUCCGCAGAAAUAGAAAUAGAAAUAGAUGCCGAGGACAAGCGGCAUUGCACGGAGGAAAGCAUUGCCGAGCAGACAACGAUCACAACAGCAGAGUUUGUGAGCCAAUCCAUCGACAUCAAUGAACCAGUUGGUAAUCUCAAGAAGCUGUUAGAACCACGUCUUCAGUGUUCCUUGGAAGCACAUGAAAUUUGUCUUCAAGAUAUCUUGUUGGAUCCAAAUCGCAGUUUAUUCGACCAAGGGGUGAAAACAGAUGGCACUGUUCAGCUCAGCGUGGAAGUCAUUUCCAGACAAGCAGGAGUGGAGCCAAAGCUCAACAUCCUGGAGAUAGUGAAGCCGGUGGAGACGGUGGAGGUGGUCAUCGACCCGGACGCCACGCACCACGGGGCCCAGCUGGUGGAGGAGACGCAAGUCAUAACGUUAGAUGGCUCGAAGCAGCUGAUACCGGACGAGACCUCGGAGCAAGUAACGCGGUGGGCCGCCGCCCUCGAGGGAUACCGCAAAGAGCAGGAGCUUCUCGAAAUACCAUACGAUCCAAUUCAAUGGUCAGUGGACCAGGUGUUACACUGGGCCGUGUGGGUGAUGAAGGAGUUUGUCAUGCUCGAUGUCGACGUGAAGGAUCUGUCCAUGUUGGGCAAGGACCUGUGUUCCCUCAGCCAGGAAGAAUUCCUGCUGCGAGUACCAAAGGGAGAAAUCUUGUGGAGCCACUUGGAGUUGCUGAGGAAAUAUGUGUUGGCGAGCCAAGAACACACGGGUGAAAUAGCGACUGUUACAAUUGACCAACCUGUCCAAAUAAUUCCAGCUACAGUGCAGCAGACAACUCCCACCACCAUUAAAGUCUUCACCGGAACGCCCAAAUCUGCCAAAACCCCACGUGCUCCACGGAUCUCUGGUGAAGACAGAAGCUCUCCAGGGAACAGGACAGGCAACAACGGGCAGAUCCAGCUCUGGCAAUUCCUGCUGGAGCUCCUCACGGACAAGGAUGCGCGGGACUGCAUUUCGUGGGUCGGCGACGAGGGGGAGUUCAAGCUGAACCAGCCUGAGCUCGUGGCACAGAAGUGGGGUCAGCGCAAGAACAAGCCCACCAUGAACUACGAGAAACUGAGUCGGGCGCUCAGGUAUUACUACGACGGGGACAUGAUUUGCAAGGUCCAGGGGAAGCGCUUUGUCUACAAGUUUGUGUGCGACCUGAAGACGCUGAUCGGCUACAGCGCGGCCGAGCUGAACCGCCUGGUCACGGAGUGCGAGCAGAAGAAGCUGGCCAAGAUGCAGAUGCACAGCAUGGCCGGCCAGCCCAUCACUACGGUAACGCUGGCCGCCUCCCUGCACGCAGACAAGGACAGUUGAACCACCUCGCCCCGGGCCCCGUGCCUUGGUUGCGGGUGGGAAAGCGGCCUGAGGGGAGUGGGCUGGGGAGGGUGGGCAGCGCGCCACAUUCCUUCUCUCGGUCGCUCCCACCCCUCUCCCCUCACACUCCCCUGCCUUCCGGCGUGCCGAUGGGCCUGAGCGGCAGGCUUGUGGGACUGUGCAGCAUUCAGAUGGCUGUGGGCAGAAGGAGGAUGAGACAGGGACAGGGACUCGUGUCCAAGUCCUGCUGUCUAAUUGUACAGUGUCGACAGCAGAGUGGGGCAGGCUUCAGCAACAAACUUCAUGGUAUGUUUAAAAAAAACUAGUGUACCAGCUUCACCUUAAUCUAUCAAAUUUUUUGAGUUAUUUUUGCAGAUAUUUUUACCCUUAUGUGAAUUUUCAAUAAAAAAGGUAUACUCCA
This is a messenger RNA of Amblyraja radiata (thorny skate), 1984 nucleotides long. RefSeq names its product GA binding protein transcription factor subunit alpha (gene gabpa). Bases 208 to 1563 code for a protein of 451 amino acids. Gene Ontology annotation, molecular function: DNA-binding transcription factor activity, RNA polymerase II-specific; sequence-specific DNA binding. The record is from RefSeq and is a predicted model, not a curated record. The transcript has 11 exons. Gene Ontology annotation, biological process: regulation of transcription by RNA polymerase II; cell differentiation. Gene Ontology annotation, cellular component: nucleus. Lineage: Eukaryota; Metazoa; Chordata; Chondrichthyes; Rajiformes; Rajidae.